Molecule: messenger RNA, 3775 nt
Organism: Topomyia yanbarensis
Lineage: Eukaryota; Metazoa; Arthropoda; Insecta; Diptera; Culicidae
Exons: 6
Coding region: 1543-2742 (399 amino acids)
Source: RefSeq, a predicted model, not a curated record
AGGUCUCGGCGGCCUACGGUUUAGUCCAUAUUGGUACGUUCAACCGGUCAGUUCGAAGUGGUGGAUAGUCGUCCUCGUACUCGUCGCCGUCGUGGUUGUGUAGCACCCCUUCUAGAGUGAAGUUUCUUUUUCUGUACAAAGAGUUACAUAGAGGAGAGGAAAGAGUUGAUUUUUAUUUCUCUUCUGAAGUUCUGUAGUUAGGUACCAACCAACCAGUAGGUGCGGGUGAAAUCUAGAACGGGACCGUUUUGUACUUAAGUGUGAGUUGUGCUGUUGCAGUGCCCUCGCGUCCCCACCACCUCCGUUAUCCGUGUGGUUAGUAGCGUGCCGAUCGUUGGGCUUUGUAGUGCGCGAAAUUGCAACAAAGCAUUUUGCCUUGAAGUUCGAGGGCUUAUUUGGAGUAGCGAGUAAGCCCUGAAUAGCGAAUAACCUCGUGAUCGUUGCUUCAUUGUGCAGUAGUUGAGCUGUCCUCAUAGAGAGGUUCAUACAGCAGCAGCAACCGGGUGUGUGUGUUUGCGGCUUUGGAUUAGUGCACUUUUUGCGGUGGAUUUUGUAUGUAGGUAGGUAGAGGCAUUGGAAACUGGCUCGCUCGUGCAGCAUCGCUUGUGUUUAGUGUUGGAACGAGUGUGUUACGCUGCUGGGACGCGCUGACUAGAAGGAGCAUCGCCGGGUAUCGGUGUACGGUGCAGAGUGAUCUAUAGGAUUGAAAAUACUAGUUUGUGGUCGAGUGUUGCCUUUUUUGGAGGGAGCAGCAACAGCAGUAAUAACAACAAAACAACAGUGCCUCGGUUUUGUGAAUUAAUGCAUGAGUCAAGAUCAGCAAGAAGAGAAUAAAGUGAUACGAAAAAGUUAUAGCGAAGGUAAAGCGAAAAGUUACGCUUGGUUUUCAACGGGAGAAUACACAGUGUAAACAAAGUGAUGAAUCUUUUGGUUGGCGAAUUUUAGGAAAAAAAAGAAUGAAAAUUGUUUGUGAGGUGUAAAGAAGACAAAGUUCUCGGCUCUAGAACAAAAGACACCAAACUUGGAAGUUGAGCAUUUGUUGGUCAAUUAACUAGAUUCUUUUACGGUGUUGCAGCUAUCCUCAUUCAACAUCCAACCGAAAGUGCACACAUUCAAAGUGGAGACAGAGAGCGAGAGUGAGCGGUUGAACAUCAGAACCGGUGAGGAGCUUUGAAGUGGCUGGUGGAGGGAAGCUAUGUAAAAAGCAGCAUCAUGUCGGAUUGCUUCGAGGGCAAGUCGGUUGACUGAAAAGAUUAUUCUUGCCCGGCGGCUGCUUACUUCUGACAACUGGCAAGGGAUACUCCGCGAAACACCGGACGGAUACAAAAAACGGCGCGUCACUCAAACGAAUGGAACACAAAAGCAUCAGCGGUGGAAAGAUACCGCCUACUUCAAACAGCGAGCUUGUUUAAUUCGUUGGUGCCUGGAUCCGCAAAAGGAGCAACCGAGAGGAAGGGAAUAUUUUGAAGUGCUCUUUAGUAGGAUCACUGGGGAAAGGCAGCUAGAAGGCUGCUGAGGAGUGUAGCGAAUAAUUCAUCAGAAAUGCCAACGACCACGGUGAAAAAGGAAACAACUGAACAGCACAGUGACGGGGAUAAUGAUGAGGAAGAACCCAAGGACAUGAAAAACGCGCAUCUUAUUAUCAACGAGCUGAGAUCCCGGUGCCGGAAUCAGUCGGAGCAGAUCAUGGCAUGGAAGAAGGCUUACGCUUUACAGCAAGAGCAAAACCACCGACUGCAGAAGGAGAAAGCCGAACAGCUCAACUAUCUGACCAGCCAACUGCUGCUGCUAGAAUCGCGGAUCAUGCGUAAGCAGAAGCAGGUCUCCGGUGUGCUGUACCAGCGUGAACUGACCAUCUACCGGCAGCAGAAGAUCAUCGAGACGCUCUCCAGUCGAUUGAUCGAUCACGGGAUCAUCGAUGUGGUCAUGGAUCCGACCAUUAGUCUGAGUACCAGCAACAACAACAGCAACGAUUUUGACUCACUGAACGAUUCCGAUUCGGCCGUGGUACUGGAGGACGUGGACUCGGACUGCAACAGUUCGAUCUAUUUUGGCGGUGGUGGCGGCAGUUUGAAGUCGCGCUGUGGGGGAAACAAAUUGAACAACGACGUGACAAUCGUGAGAUCAAUCUCGGAUGCAAUUGAAACGACGAAUUUGAAAUAUAAUAACACGAGGCGAUCGAACUGUUUCCUUAGACGCCCGGAGGUCCUAGAGACUGUGUACAGCGUAGAAGAGGAUCCCGAACCACAGGGUGCUGGCGGUGGAGGAUCUGGCGCAAACCAUUCCGAUGCUGUAACCGAAAAACGGGACAAAUUCAAAAAUCGAACUGAGAAAUGUAUUUCAUCGGAUCAGUCGGACGAUUCGAAGGAAAACCAAAGUACAACUACGAAAAUAACCAGUACAACCAUGACCACCGUAAUCAUAACCAAGACUAGCUGCGACGGUGAUUCCGGUGGUUGCGAAACUCCACCGGGGAACGGUUGCAAGGCAGGAGCUGUGACGAACUACAACCGUGUCAUGUCCAACCACCGGUCGGUGACCAAACCGAAAGAUGUCAAAUACAAACGAAUCAACAAGGCCAAAUCGAAAAGUCUGGAAGAGCUGAGAGGCCGUCUGCGGCAUUGGGUCGAACGGGGAAACUGCAAUAUGAACAUGAAUCUAGACGGGACCUUGGCUCAUUUGGAUCCUUGCCAGCUGCAACUGCAGCAGUCGCAGCACAAUCUAGCACAGAGCUAUGCGUGACCUGAGCCAAAGCCCCACGUGCGGGGAAGCAUUUAAUGGUUAUUAUUUAUUACGUAUUGGGAAACAACCCAAUCACAAACCAAAUCCAUUUUUUUUGGUUCCCAGCGAUCGAUGGUACGGUCGCUGAAAUGUCGUUUGAAGUUGAAACGUUAAGAGGCAGUAGCUUCCGCCCAAAAAUUGCAACUAAUUUACAUUAGUGUCGAGUCCUAAAUGUCUGCUUGAAUUGUACAUAAAAGCGUGAUGUUUUAAAGUUAUUUAUUUUCCUGUAUACCUAAUGUGGUAAUCCAUGUAAUUAAUCAAAGGAGAAACAAUCAAUUUUUUCUAUCGAAUAAUUAAAUAUAUCAGAGAUUCUGACUGAGUCAGGUUACCUACAAACAAGAAGAAAAAAAAGAUGAAAAUCGCAUAAUAAUAUACUAACAAUGAAUGCACUGAACAUACAAUCGUUAGAUUUGUAAAUGAAUAAGCCAGCAGUAGCUUUUGUACUAUGCACGAAAUUCAGAAUAUAUUCAUACAAAAUGAUGAAAAUCUAUAGAGUAAUAAACGAAAAUGACUGCUUUUUAGAACGCAGAUCAAGUGAUCUUUCUAUCCAAAGUGUGUUUCAAUGUGAAAGAGAGAGAUAGAGUGAAAAGUUUAACAAUCCUGAUCAGAGUGAAUUGAAACAAAAUCAUUCGGUUUAAGUCAAGCACAGAAUUGCAGCAGUAAAUAAUAAAAAAAUCACUUUAGUCUGUAAAAUUGUAUUCGCAUCAGCAGCCAGCAGUGCAACCCUGUACAUAUAUUCAAUUCGGAAGAGAAAUUGAAGAUAUCAGUCCGCGGUCCUCAUUCAAGCGAGGAAAAUAUUAUGAACUUGAAUUAAUUAUUAGCUUAGGUAAGAGGCAAGAGAGCCGGCAAACGUUCUUUUGCAACUAAAUAGCAACCGGCAGAGGCAGCAAAACAACCAUCCUGUGUAUAACAAGUUUUGAAUGCUUAUUAAAAAUAAAGAAAAACAAACUUUCUGUGCUGUAUACAGAUUCUCACACUGUCACACUAUCGAGUA